Molecule: messenger RNA, 813 nt
Organism: Cuscuta epithymum
Lineage: Eukaryota; Viridiplantae; Streptophyta; Magnoliopsida; Solanales; Convolvulaceae
Source: the annotation of a GenBank genome assembly
GGAAGGUGGUAGAUAUUCGGUUGAUUUGGGUAACCUCCAACGCAAUCGAAUGAACGAGAUUGGGAGGAAGAAAUCCCGCAAAGGUAAAGAACUUGCCGGUUCUUCAUCUCAAAACCAAGAUGAUUUUGAAACGGGUUACCAAAGGCGAGAUGGAGAUGCGAUGUCCGAAGAACAACUCCAACAAGAAUUGGCCCGACAUAAUAACCGCUUUCUACAACAACAACAAAUGCCGACGACCAUUGACGAAGAGGAGCUUGAGGAUGAAGAUGCGGAGGAAUUGGAACCGGAGACGGCCGAGGAGGAGGGUGCCGGAAGCCACGACGCCGACGAGCCUGCCUCAUCCCAAACCGCCACCGGUAAUAAAAAAAGUAAGUCUGAACUAAUGAAAAAUAAUUUUGAUAAAUGGAAGGACCCACAAACCGGCUAUUGGCACGCAACUUGCAAGUAGUGCAACAACAAUUAUAGUUUGCGAACCUCCGGCGGAUACGGAUCCGCCGCAAGGCAUCUUAAGGCAAAGCACCCCGUGGAGUAUGCAAAAUUAGGCGGCGGAACGGGGAAGCAAACUCAAAUAUCGAGACUAGUGGAAGUCAAAAGAAAGAACGUUCCCGAUUUUAGCACGGAUGGCUAAGCAAGUACUAUCAAUGUCGGUUUCAACAGUUGCUGUGGAACAAGAAUUUAGUUCGGCCGGCAACGUCCUAACGGCAUCUAGAUCGAGAUUGAGCGCGGAGUCUCUUGAGACGCUUAUAUGCUACCACGAUUGGUUGAAGGCCGCACGUAGAACUCAAGAAUUGAGCAUCACCCCCUCCCAAGAUU